Dentiscutata heterogama is the source of this 954-nucleotide messenger RNA. Lineage: Eukaryota; Fungi; Glomeromycota; Glomeromycetes; Diversisporales; Gigasporaceae. The record is from the annotation of a GenBank genome assembly.
AUGCAUUCUAAAAAGCGAAUAACAGAACCGUUUAAUACUAAACCUGUAGCUAUAAUAAUUACUAUCUUCUCAAUUAUACUUGUAGCAGUAUCUUUAAGUAUGAUUCCAUAUGUUCCUGGUGAUAUCAAAUCAGGUUUUUAUAUAGCAAAUAUAGAAGAAUCACACGAACUUUUAAAUACAAAUCAAUUUUUGAUUACAAAUUUAUCUUCAUCGGUUUCCUCAAAGAAUUUAAUUUUUAUUGGUGAUGUUCAUGGUUCAUUGGAUGAACUUGAAAUGCUUUUAAAAAAAAUUAAUUAUAAUUCAACAAACGAUCAUUUGAUAUUUGUUGGAGACUUAGUGGCUAAAGGUCCAGAAUCAAUCGAAGUUGUUAAAUUGGUUAAAAAGUAUGGAAGUAGUUGCGUUCGUGGAAAUCACGAUGAUAAAGUGAUACGAUGGAAAGUAUUUUUAGAGAUGUUGGGCAGAAGAGGAAUUAAAUUGAAAGAUUAUGUUAAAAAGAAUGAACUACCACCUCAUCUAAGUAUGGAGACCGAACAUGUGAAUUUAGCAAGAAAUAUCGAUAAAGAACUUUAUGAAUUCCUUUCUUCGUGUCCUAUCGUAAUUAACAUUCCAGAACAGGAUUUAUAUGUGGUUCAUGCGGGUCUUUUACCUGACGUACCUAUUGAUCAACAGGAUCCUGAUGAUAUAAUGACCAUGAGAAAUAUCAAAGAUAACGGAAAACCAACUAAAUCCUUAAAGAAAGGAAAAUCAUGGUCACAUUAUUGGAACAUUGCGCAAAAGUCCUCCCCAACACCGAAAACAGUUAUAUAUGGUCAUGAUGCAUCACGUGGAUUAAACAUUAAAGAAUUCAGUUUCGGUUUAGAUUCGAGAUGUGUUUAUGGUGGUGAAUUAACUGCUUUGAAAUGGAAUGAAGGAAGAAGUAUUCAUAGCGUUCCUUGUGGACGAUAUACAGAUUAA